This is a messenger RNA of Toxorhynchites rutilus septentrionalis, 857 nucleotides long. It is a transcript of the gene PDCD-5, whose product is annotated as programmed cell death protein 5. Bases 131 to 517 code for a protein of 128 amino acids. The transcript has 2 exons. Lineage: Eukaryota; Metazoa; Arthropoda; Insecta; Diptera; Culicidae. Gene Ontology annotation, cellular component: cytosol; nucleus. Gene Ontology annotation, molecular function: DNA binding. The record is from RefSeq and is a predicted model, not a curated record.
CUCAUCGUGGUUUGACUGCUAUUAAUCAUUGUACAUCUGCAUUUUCUCCCCUUGUUUGCCUUUGAGGUUUGCGGAAGCGCAUUUUGUUUCGAAUUUAUAUUUAACAGUGAACUUUGGAAAUACACUUGCAAUGGACGAUCCAGAGCUGCAAUCCAUUCGCCAACAGCGCCUUCAACAAAUGCAGGGAAGCAACCCGGAACAGCAGAAAGCGAAACAGGAACAGAUGGUCGCUCAGGAGGAAAUGAAAAACUCAAUGCUUGCUCAGUUACUCGAUCAGAAUGCUCGCGCCCGUCUCAACACUCUGAAACUUAGCAAACCCGACAAAGCCCAAAUGGUGGAGGGCAUGAUUAUUCGGAUGGCUCAAAUGGGCCAAAUCGGGGGGAAAUUAGACGACGCCUCGCUUGUGAAACUGUUGGAAAGUCUCAACCAGCAAAUGCCUAGAAGUAGCUCUACGGUGAAGUUCGAUCGGCGAAGAGCUGCGAUAGAUUCAGAUGACGAUGACGAUUACGGUAUUUGAGGUAGGAACUCGGAAAUGCGAUGAUCGGGGAUUGAGAUUUAAAACCAUAACGAGCCUUAAUCCGACGUUCGUUAAAGAUUUAAGAUUGGCUUGCUGCUUCCCGCCAGCGAACUAUCGUAACAAUAAUUUAAGAAAAGAAAUAAAUCGUUUGUAUGCUUUACAUCAUGAAUAGAUCGUGUUAGCAUACGAAGUCAUGAUUGAGAAACAUCACUGCGGAAAAUACGCUUAGCUUCGAUCUGGAAUUCAAAAACAUAUGUUAAAAUUACUAUGAGAACACAAUGCAUGGUUCAUUACUUUUAUUAAUCUAAAAUAAACAUUUCACCACACUUACAGCAAAAUA